Molecule: messenger RNA, 715 nt
Organism: Notothenia coriiceps (black rockcod)
Lineage: Eukaryota; Metazoa; Chordata; Actinopteri; Perciformes; Nototheniidae
Product: cell adhesion molecule 2-like
Exons: 5
Coding region: 1-642 (213 amino acids)
Biological process (GO): homophilic cell-cell adhesion
Source: RefSeq, a predicted model, not a curated record
AUGGUUGCCCUCGGCGUUGAUGAUGGCUGUGUCGGCGUCGGGCGCAUCGUCCGCUCCUUUGGCCUCGUUCAUGCUCCUCAUGUGAAGAUCAUCAACUCCCUUGUAGUCCCUCAGGAGGGUCAGUACUUAAAGCUGGAGUGUAUGUCCAAAGGAAACCCUUCGCCAGACCCUGUGAUGUGGACAAAGGACGGGGGUGAGCUUCCUGACCUGGACCGGAUGAUUGUAGAGGGGAGGGAGCUCACCUUUACUUCGCUCAACAAGACAGACAAUGGCACUUACCGCUGCGAAGCUAGCAACCACCUCGGGACCAGCAGCGCUGAAUAUGUACUCUACGUCUAUGACGUCCCCACAACCCUGCCUCCAUCCACCACUCUCCCCCUACAUCCCAUCCCUCCAGAUCCUACCGCUCAAUUAGGCACCCACGACCCCACAGUCACUGGCAACAGAGAUCCCAACGCCAUUGGGCAGCACGGCACGGACCAUGCCUUGAUCGGAGGAGUGGUGGCUGUAGUCGUCUUCGUCACCUUGUGUCUAAUCAUUGUUCUGGGAAGAUACCUGGCCAGGCAUAAAGGUAAAACCACAGUGGACCAGACCUCUCAAGGCUCAUGGAGCAACAGAAGCAUGUCCUACUUGUCCCAUUAGACAUCCGAGUCCCUCCCCAAAUCCCAAGUUACAAGCAACAUACCAACGGAGGAAAAAGAAUGGAGGCUUAAGU